This is a messenger RNA of Aureobasidium pullulans EXF-150, 1806 nucleotides long. Its product is annotated as replication factor-a protein. The transcript has 3 exons. Gene Ontology annotation, molecular function: DNA binding. Lineage: Eukaryota; Fungi; Ascomycota; Dothideomycetes; Dothideales; Saccotheciaceae. Gene Ontology annotation, cellular component: nucleus. Gene Ontology annotation, biological process: DNA repair; DNA recombination; DNA replication. The record is from RefSeq and is a predicted model, not a curated record. The coding region runs from base 1 to 1806 and encodes 601 amino acids.
AUGGAUCCUGUUGUCCAAUGUGUUCAGAUCAAGCCCAUGAACAACUCAACAACCGGUGUUGAGAGAUUCCGCGUCGUCUUCAACGAUACCGUCAACUUCAUCCAGAGCAUGCUUGCCCAGCAGACUAACCACAUUGUGCACGAUGGCAAGCUGAAGAAGGGCUCCCUUGUGAAGCUCAAGCAGUUCCAGGCAAACUCGGUCAAGGAUAAGCCUAUCCUCGUUAUCAUCGAUCUGGAAGUCCUCGACGAGUACGGCGAAUGCGAAAAGCUUGGUCAGCCUGGCCCGCUCGAAGUGGUCAAGUCCGAAUCCGAACCUGCAGCAGCCCCUGCACCACAAGCACAGCCCGCCAGCAUCUCUGGCAACCAGUUCUACGGCAACAAGCCCCAGCAACAACAGCAACAGCAGCAGUCAGCCCCGCAAAGACAAUUGCCUACACGCUCCAGUGGCCAAGGAGGUCCUCAGGGAGGCAACAUCUACCCAAUCGAAGCCCUAUCACCUUACCAGCCCAGGUGGACUAUCAAGGCUAGAUGUUCGCACAAGGGUGAGAUCAAGACGUGGCACAACAAGAACGGCGAGGGCAAGCUCUUCAGCUGUAACUUCCUCGAUGAGAGUGGUGAGAUCAGAGCCACCGGUUUCAAGGAGGCUGUUGACCAGUGGUACGACGUCUUGCAAGAGGGCUCCGUCUACUAUGUGUCUUCUUGCAAGGUUCAGCUGGCCAAGAAGCAGUUCUCCAACGUCAACCACGACUACGAGCUCACCUUUGAGAGGGAUACAAACAUCGAGAAGGCUGAAGACAACGAAGGCGUUCCCGAAAUCACCUACAACUUCACUACCCUUGCCGACCUCCAAAGUGUAGAGAAGGACACAACCAUUGACACCAUCGGUGUGCUCAAGGAGAUUGGCGAUGUUAACGAGAUCGUCUCCAAGACCACAUCUAAGCCUUUCAACAAGAGAGAGUUGACUUUGGUCGAUAACACUGGCUACAACGUUCGCCUCACCAUCUGGGGCAACACUGCUCAGACCUUUGACGUCGCUACCGAGACCGUCAUUGCAUUCAAGGGUGUCAAGGUCAGCGACUUUGGUGGUCGCAGUCUGUCGCUUCUAUCAUCAGGCACAAUGAACGUCAACCCCGACAUCGACGAGGCUCACAAGCUCAAGGGCUGGUACGAUGCUCAGGGUCGCAACGACACAUUCUCUUCACACGCCAAUAGCAUGGCUGCUACGUCAACGAGUGGACGUAACGACCAGAUGAAGACGAUUGCUCAAGUGCGGGAUGAGAAUUUGGGCAUGGGCGAGUCGACAGACUACUUCUCAUUGAAGGCUACCAUCGUCUUCGUCAAGUCAGACAGCACCUUUGCAUACCCAGCCUGCUUGUCAGAAGGAUGCAACAAGAAGGUUGUUGAGGUAGCUGACGGAGAAUGGCGUUGCGAAAAAUGUGAUAAAGCCUGGCCCAAGCCUGAGUGGAGAUACAUCAUGAGUAUCAACGUCAGCGAUCACACUGGACAGAUGUGGUUGAGUUUGUUCGACGAUGUGGGCAGGAUGAUCAUGGGCAGACCUGCCAACGACAUCAUGCAGAUGAGAGACGAGAUGAGCAACGGAGAGAAGGAGGUGUUUGCCAACGCAGUCUGCCAGACAUAUGUCUUCAGAUGCAGAGCUAAGAUGGACACAUUCCAGGACCAGCAGAGGGUGCGUUACCAGGUGUCUUCAGCAGGACCUGUCAACUGGUCAGCAGAAGGAAAGAAGCUUGCAGACAUGAUCAAGCAGUACAGCCUGUCGGACAACUCGGACAGUCUGUUCGUCAACUAA